Thamnophis sirtalis is the source of this 615-nucleotide messenger RNA. RefSeq names its product prefoldin subunit 4 (gene PFDN4). The record is from RefSeq and is a predicted model, not a curated record. Gene Ontology annotation, cellular component: prefoldin complex; cytoplasm. Lineage: Eukaryota; Metazoa; Chordata; Lepidosauria; Squamata; Natricidae. Gene Ontology annotation, biological process: protein folding.
AAGUUGCGUCUUCCCUCAAACGGAGCGCCGAAGCCGCGUCUUUCCUCAAACUGAACGCUGAAGCCGCUCCCUUUCACUGCGACUCGGACGAACAGGCGCAGCAGAUAAAACAGGAGAGAAAGAGAGAGAGAGAGCCUCGGCCAAAUGGGAAACCUCCCCGUCUAGAAAGGAGUAGGUGGCUUAGUCCACAACAUGGCGGCCACCAUGAAGAAAGCGGCAGCAGAAGACGUUAAUGUUACUUUUGAAGAUCAGCAGAAAAUCAACAAGUUUGCUAGAAACACCAGUAGAAUUACAGAACUUAAAGAAGAAAUAGAUGAUAAGAAGAAACAGCUCCAGAAUCUGCAAGAUGCCUGUGAUGACAUUCUGGUGCUUGACGAUGAUUCAUUAUUGAUACCAUAUCAAAUUGGAGAUGUCUUCAUUAGUCACCCCCAAGUUGAAACAGAAGAGAUGUUGGAGGAGGCAAAGAAAAACUUACAGGAAGAAAUAGGAACUUUGGAGGCACAAGUGGAAUCCAUCCAAAAAGUAUUAUCAGAUCUUAAAGUCCAGCUUUAUGCAAAGUUUGGCAACAAUAUAAAUCUCGAGGCAGACGAUAAUUAAAUAGGAAUAGAAAUAGCA